This is a messenger RNA of Ectocarpus siliculosus, 1290 nucleotides long. The record is from the annotation of a GenBank genome assembly. NCBI's taxonomy places the organism in Eukaryota, Phaeophyceae, Ectocarpales, Ectocarpaceae.
AUGCCCGGAAGACGCUCAUCCGCCGGCCGAGCUCGCGGCGCGCGCCGACAGAGCGCGUCCCAGAUCCAAUGGCGCCAAGCGUCCGCGACUCAAGUUGCGGAGACGGGAGGGCUUGAAGUAUCGGGGGGCAACGGCUAUAUCGACCCGCUUAAGGCUAUCGACAAACUCAAGAAACACGGGAAGGGACUGUGGGGGAUGCAGGCUGUCGUCGCGUUUGGAAUGUCUGCGAUCGCCGUCAUUACUGACGUCAGGUACGGCAUCACGUACUGGUACACCAACACGGCGGGUGGAGGAAAGCUACGUGAGAUGCAGUACGUCUGGGCGUUCUUCAAUACCAUGUGCGCCAUGUGCGGCGUUUGGGUAUACCUGCUCUGGAACGAGGCCGUUGUUGGCGUCCACCGAGAUCGAAGAGUUUUCAGACAGAAGGUGCACAUCUGGAUGUCAUACUUCACGUGGGCCUUCGGGUUAUGGACUACGGCGGUUGUGUUCGUGAGCUUCCAAACUUACUCUUUCUCCGCCAACUACCCGACGGAUCUCACUUGCGCCUUCUUUGGAGCCGUGCUGUGCUGCGCGUUGUCCGACGUGUGGGCGCUGGGAAAGCUCUGCUCGCUAGGGACGUACGCGGCAAGACUCGAAGAAGAGUGGCGGCUUGCCCCUCACGAACCGACGGCGCCUCUUGCCAUGGCCGAUCCACUGCAAGAACUUGAAGAAGCAACGCCAGAUAUGGACGAGAGGGGCUACAGGAAAAUAGAGCGAGAGAGGAGGAGGAGCAGCCUAGCCAAGGCGAAAGAGCGAAGAAAAUCUAAGGCCGAGAGAAGAGCGAGCGGCGGCGAAGGGGUCAUGCCGGAACAGCGGGCGGUACCAGGGCAGGACGACCCUGAGUUCGGCCUACAACAAGCUGUUCCCGGAGCGUCGUUUGGCUUUGCCGUGAGCGAGGACGAAGUAAUGAUGCCGCACGCGUUCGAGCGACUGUGGGGCGCGUUCGAGCCCCAGGGCGAGUUCCAAACCCACAUCACGCAAUCGGUACCACAGACGACGGUGGUUCGCCACCUCAACGACAGGGGUUUCCAGGUGGUGGCAGCGGGCACGGUGGACGGGUUGAUGCGAGUCCUAUUCUGCGCGAAAGAAGCCACCUCCAACGGAACCGGCGCCUGGUUCCUGGCCGAGCUGCUGCAGGAUGAGUCAGCCCUGACUCUGGAAGCCACCUUCAAGAGCAAGCGCCCCGCGGUCGUGCCCGGCUUCGUUCGUGCCUUCAUGCUCCACCACGUCUUCACGAUGGCCGCCGCGUGA